Molecule: messenger RNA, 1418 nt
Organism: Panicum hallii
Lineage: Eukaryota; Viridiplantae; Streptophyta; Magnoliopsida; Poales; Poaceae
Product: stress-response A/B barrel domain-containing protein UP3-like
Exons: 3
Coding region: 234-1025 (263 amino acids)
Source: RefSeq, a predicted model, not a curated record
CCUCUGAAUUUUUCUUUCUCAACGCCAUGGAUGAUGCAGGCCAGUUGCUCCUCCACGCUGCACACUAGCCGCACCAACCCAGCUGCCACCGGCCGCCGCCGCCGCCGCCGCGUGCCAAGCGAGCUCACCAUUAUAAAACCAACUUGCCUCUCGGUUUCGUCAGGUCACUGUCUCGCAGCUAAACCACCGGCGCGCUCUGCAUCAUUAACUCCCCUUGUCCCACUAACCCAACCAUGAUUUGCCUCAAAGCCUUCUCAUCCCCUCUCCACCUCCCGACCCUCCGCCGCCUCGCCCCCUCCUCCUCCCUCCGCGUCGCCGCCUCCGCCGCCGCCAUGUCCUCCUCCUCCUCCGCGGUCGCCGCCCCGGUCGAGCACAUCGUGCUCCUCAAGGCCCGCCCGGAGGCGGUCGCCUCGGGCGCCGCCGCGGCGAUGGUCGCCUCGCUGCAGGCGCUCGCCACGCAGGUCCCGGGCCUGGCCUACAUCCACGCGGGCCCGGUCCUCCGCCUCCGCUCCCCGGCCGCCGAGGCGCUGGGCACCACGCACCUCCUCCACUCCCGCUACGCCACCAAGCAGGACCUGGCGACCUACGCGGCGCACCCGGCGCACGUGGCCGCCGUGCAGGGGCACGUGCUCCCCAACGCGCUCGACAUCACCGCCAUCGACUGGGUCAACGCCGCGGAGCUCCCGUCCCCCGUGAGCCCCGGCAGCGCCGUGCGGCUCACGCUCGCGAAAGCGAAGGAGGGCGUGGAGGUCUCGCAGCUCGUGGAGAAGGUGGCCGCGGCGACGAAGGCCGCCGGGGAGGCCAAGGUGAGCUUCGGGGAGAACUUCUCCCCCGCGCGGGCCAAGGGGUACCAGUUCGGGAUGGUGGCAGUGUUCGACAGCGUGGAGGAGCUCGACGCGGUGGAAGGGGACGGCAAGGUCGAGGAGGCCAAGGCCGCGGUCAGGCCGCUGCUCGACGAGGUCCUGGUCCUGGACUUCGUUGCCGGGCCUGCUGCCGGCGAGGCUCCAACGCCGGCGAGCCUCUGAGAGAUUUCAGGAACAAUAGGUAAUGGGGUGAUCAUACUCCCUCCGUCCUAAUAUACAAGGUUAUACAAGGUGUAACCACUUUUUUUACUCAAUGUUGUUUCUUGGUCUUUGAACCAGAGAUGAUAACGCCUUAUAUAUGGAAAUGGAGGGAGUAUCAAUUUUCUCUUGAUUCUUCGGGAGAAUCCAGUAUAUUGUGCAAAGUAAACCGAGUGAAUCAAUGACAUAGCUGAAAAACCAUAACAUUACAAGUAAUCUCUAGUACAAGUACGCUCUGCCCGUUCGAUAAUUAUGUUGUACCAUGCCAUUUCAUUUGAGUGUGUGCUGUCUACUGUCUACUGUAUAUGUAUCCAUGGAAAGUAAAUCACCAUUUGAAACCUAGAAGCUUUGUUACAA